This is a messenger RNA of Ceratitis capitata (Mediterranean fruit fly), 4828 nucleotides long. It is a transcript of the gene vap, whose product is annotated as ras GTPase-activating protein 1. Gene Ontology annotation, biological process: regulation of GTPase activity. Bases 980 to 3832 code for a protein of 950 amino acids. The transcript is spliced from 11 exons. NCBI's taxonomy places the organism in Eukaryota, Metazoa, Arthropoda, Insecta, Diptera, Tephritidae. The record is from RefSeq and is a predicted model, not a curated record. Gene Ontology annotation, molecular function: protein binding.
AUCAAUACAACCUUGCGUACUUAUCGCUUUCAUACCUCGUCAUUGCACUGCUGUUCGUAGAGAAAGAAGAAGCAGCAGCAAAUAGAUUGCAGAUUAGAAUUGCUGAAAGAAAAUUUUUACUUAUCCAGAAUUUUUCUUCGCUAUGUUAACGAAAAUUUAACAAUAAAUUAUAAAUUUUGCAAUAAUGUGUAAUUACCAUUGAGUGGAGUUGAAAAUGUGUUAAAAAAUCAUAACAAAUAGCUGCUGAAGUUUGUGUAUGUGUAAAAAAGAACAGGAGGCGCGGCUGCUACUUCAGUAGUGCUCCAAUAACAGCGGCAAUAGUGGUGAUUGGAACGCAUAAAGGAACGCAAUGCAGGAAUGAUUUCGUUACCUAUCCGUUGUGAUCGUUCACCAUAACUGACUCAUUUGCUUAGUUCAUUAACGGUUUGUGAAAGGUCGGCUAACAGGUCGCUACAUACACGCAUACCUGCAUUCUAUUUGGCUAAUAACAAAGCGUCAUCGAUAAAUAACGUCACUAUAAUCGUAAUCUAUUAUUAAAAACACUAACAACGUGUUAAACCCACAUUUGAAGUGUAUAACUGCAAAACGUCAUUAUAAUUGCUUAACCUUGUGCGUGAAUGUGUGUGUGUAAAUAAAUUUUCAUAUUUAACAGCGCAUACGUCAUCAAUUGUUCAUACUACUCAUUGCUUAGCGGAAACGGCGGCAUAGCAAGCGCCAGAAAAAAGCAAAAGGAAUAUAGAAAUUGCGAAAAAUUAAGAAAAAAUUAAAAAAUGAAAUUAAAUAAAAUUAAAAAGUAAAUAGAAUAAUUAAAAAAAAAAAACUGAUAAACAACUCGACUCACGCCUGUGUGUGGUGGAAAUUUUAUCAUAGAUUUCUUUAUACAUACAUAUACAAUAUUAUUGUAAACAAACAAAUUUAUUACCACAUAUUUACAAAUAUUUAAACAAAUAUUUAUUCAAAUCGCUUUGGCCUGAAAACUAUGGCAGAUCUAAUACGUCUAGGGAAUGUGGAUGCUGUUAUACAGAAAGAUAAACUUGGCUCACCGACUGGCGGUUGUUUGGAUGACGGUAACUUAGCGGCAUUCGGUUUAAGUGCACUAAUGGCUACCGGCGGUAUUGAUAUGGGCGAUUUAGCUCAGGAAUUAGAUCAGGAUGAGUUUGAUGGACCAAAUAUGUUGAAUGGCGAACGUCCAGCGAUAAUUGCGCCACCAGAGAGUGAGUGGUACCACGGACGUUUGGAUCGUUAUUCGGCUGAAUCGCGGCUGCGUGGUAGCGGGAAAUUGGGCAGCUAUUUAGUACGCGAAAGUGAUCGCAAGCCCGGUUCGUAUGUCUUAAGCUAUUUGGGUCGUACUGGCAUUAAUCAUUUUCGCAUUACUGCUGUUUGCGGUGACUUCUAUAUUGGCGGUCGACAAUUCGUUUCGCUGAGUGAUCUCGUCGGCUAUUAUACAUCAUGUAGUGAUUUGUUGAAACGUGAACGGCUAGCCUUACCGGUGCCACCACCAGAGCCGGUUAAUGACAAGAAACGUGUUGUGGCACAUUUACCCUAUACCAAAAUGGCUGACACCGAUGAGUUGAGCUUUCAGAAGGGUGACAUAUUUUUUGUACAUAAUGAUAUGGGCGACGGUUGGUUGUGGGUGACCGCACAUCGUACCGGCGAACAGGGUAUGAUAUUUCGUGAACUAGUCGAGGAUUUGGAUCCGGUAAUUGAUCCGAAUACGGUCUUUCCAUGGUUCCAUCCGAAUUGUACGAAGAAUGAAGCUGUAGAUAUGUUGGUGAAGGCUGGUCCGGGCAGCUUUCUGGUGCGUCCCAGUGAUAAUUCGCCUGGCGAUUAUUCGCUGUUCUUCCACAUCAACAAUCAAAUUCAACGUUUUCGUAUUGAGAAGAAAGGCGUACGUUAUCUGAUGGGCGGACGCACUUUCGAAUGUUUGGAUGCUGUGAUCAAUCGUUAUCGCAAAGAGCAAAUUGUUGAAGGGCACUCACUAAGUCAUCCAGUGGUUAACGGUUCACAGCCCGAAUUCAAUCAACAGUUCGUGGUCGAAAAGGCUGCGGAGAAAAUUUAUGCCACAUUACGUGAAUGUCGCGAUCAAAUUGGUUUGAAGAAAAUCAAAGGUAUCAAACAUCACGGCCAUUUAUUCAAGAAAUCCGACAAGACCGCCAAAUGGAAGCAACUGUACUUUGCGCUUAUCAGCGAGGGCAGCGAAACGCAUCUCUGCUUCUAUGACAAUCCGAAAAAGACUAAACCGAAAGGUCUUAUCGAUUUGUCGUGUGCGUAUCUCUACCAGUGCCAUGAAUCGCUAUGGGAGCGGCCAUAUUGUUUUCAAAUAGUCGAACGGGCACUACCAUGCUUGGCCAAUAAUACCUACCUGUGCGCAACGCAGGAGACAUAUGUGGAGUGGAUAAAUGCGCUCAAAGCGCAAUGCAGUUCACAGUUUAGUCGCGCGCAAAUCAAAGUGCCGUGUCUGCGCGAGAUGCGUUGCUUGACGUUGCAUGUACUCGAGGCACAUAAGCUGCCAUUCAAGCUGGUGCCACAUCCCUAUUGUAGCAUCUCGCUGAAUCAGGUGAAAGUGGGCAAGACACGCGUGAAGAUUGCGCCGGAUCCGGUGUGGGAGGAGGAGUUCGUUUUGGAUGACGUCCCGCCAGAUGUCGUUUCGCUCACAAUAACGCUUAUAUCGCGCGGCAAGCGUGGCAAGGACUCAGAAGUGGCCGAACUUACCAUUGAGUUGAGUAGUCUGAAGAACGGUCAAGAGACAGAGGGUUGGCAUCAGCUCACCGGCAUGACGCCGAUGGGCGAGUGGGGUUCCUUGCGUUUGCGCAUGCGUUACUUGGACGAUUUGAUUAUGCCAUGCGGCGAAUAUAGUCCUUUACAAGAGCUACUACUCGAGCCGGAGUUGUGUGUGGUGAAGGCAUUAGCCGAACUCUGUCACAAUGAUCGCGUGCCGCUCGCCACAGCGCUACUGCGUGUAUUUCGUCAUGAAAAACGCGAAACGGAGCUGAUACGUGUGCUCUGCCAGGCGGAGAUUGCACGCGAAAACGAGACUACCACACUAUUCCGUGGCGCCUCGCUAGCCACCACACUAAUGGAUUUGCAUAUGCGCACGGAAUGUUCGGGCUUCUUAAAUGCCGCCGUCUCAGAGACGGUGCAACGCAUACUCGAUAGCAAGCAAUCGGCCGAACUCAAUCCCACCAAAAUGGAUGUGAACGAUGAUGCCUGCUCGAAUGCGGAAUUUCUGCUGCAAAUACUCGACUUAGUAACCCACUCAAUAUUCACUUCGCCCGAGGCGUGCCCACGCAGUGUACGCUACAUUUGUAAUUGUCUACAGAAGGCCGUGGUGGCCAAAUGGCCAACAGAACGUUUGGUGCGCACGCGUGUAGUUUCGGGUUUCAUAUUUUUACGUCUGUUAUGUCCGUCGUUGCUUAACCCGCGUCAAUUCGGUUUGGUUAGCGAGACACCGCCGACUAUGGCGACACGCUCAUUGAUAAUGGUGGCCAAAUGCUUGCAAAAUCUCGCUAAUCUUAUUGAGUUUGGCGGCAAGGAACAAUACAUGGAGGUGGUAAAUCCGUUUAUAUUGAAGAAUAAGGAACGCAUGAUUGUUUUUCUCGAUCAAUUAUCACUCGUCACGGAUCCAAAUCCGCCGCCAGGCAUGUUUAGCGAACAGAAUUCCAAUCAUACGGUGCAGGAUACAGGUCGCGAACUGGCCACACUGCAUCACAUUUGCGUCUCUUACUUGUCGGAAUUGCAGGGUCUCUCGAAUAUCCUUUCCAUUAAGAAACUGGUCACAGUCACCGAUAUGUUGACGAAGCAUAAAUUGAAAUAUCGUGAAAAAAUUAGCUAAGAUGAUGAGUGUCUUUACGAUGUCACCUGGAGUGAAACAGCCAAAUAGUAGCAACACAACAACAACAACAGCUACAACAACAUCAACAGUCACACUUAACGAAAAGUCGCAGCAUUUGAAGGGAGUUGAGUUUAGCCAGUUAAAGAAAGAAAGAAACACCAAAACAAAAUAAGAAUACAACAAAAGCAAAUAUUUAUGCAAAAAAAACAACUGUAAUUGAGGAAAUGAGUAUUGUAUGAAAUGCAUGGAGAAAUAAUAAAAUUCCCUUAUAAAGAAAAGGAAGUAAGCAUUACAAAAAAUAUAAAUAAAAAAGAUGACCAGCAACAAAAAUUGUUGCUUGAGGAAAAUGAAAACGAGUAAAUAAAUCAGAGAAGAUUUGGAAACAAACAUUUUUUAGCAGUUAAAACCAAGCAGUUUGUGAAGUAGUCAAGAGUUUUUGUGGCAUUUUAUUAUAAGCGCAUUUUCUUGCGGUUUUGUAAGCUGCGCCGUGUACACAUACAUACACAUGUGCUAAGCUGUAUUAAUUUUUAUUUUUUGAAACUGUAAUAUGUGUAAUAAUGUGUUAUUAUUAAUAUGUAUAUUCUAAUUGAAUUAUGCAACUGUAGUCAGUAUAUCCACAUAGAUUGAUUGCGAAUUCAUUUUAUUUUUUGUUUGUUUACUUUUUGUAAAAUAUAUUUUUUUAUUGCUACUGGAAAAAAUCUAUUGCUUUAAACUGUAAUUUUGCCACAAAGAAUUGGUUGUAUUCCUAUCCUAUCCCUCCCCCACGACUACUAUAUGCUUUUAUUUAAAUUCCAUAAAUGUUGCGUUAUACACGCACACACACACACACAUAUAUAUAUAUAGCCUUUGUUGGCAUUUAGCUUUGCGCUCUCUAAUUUUGCAUUUCUAUUUCCAAGAAAUCGGCGAACAAAAAUGUUUUCCCUUUAAUUUAGUUUAUAAGGCUGUAAGUGUACGUACAUACGUACAUAUAUAUGUACAUCAUUUGAAGGUUUUACU